CGGUGACCCCCUGCUUCCCCUCCCGCGGGCGGCGGUGUGAGCGCGUCAUGGCCGCCUCGAAGCCCGUGGAAGCGGCGGGCGGCGGCGGCGGCGGUGCGGGGCUGUCCCGCUGGCAGCUGGCGCUGGUGCUGGGCGCGCCCAUCCUGCUGGGCGCCGGCGCGCUGUACCUGUGGGGGCGGCGGGCGGCCCGCCGCGGUGGCAAGGGCGCGAGCGAGCGGAAGACCCCCGAGGGGCGGGCGAGCCCCGGGCCCUGCGGCGGCGGCAGCGGCGGGCAGCCCGAUGGGCCCGGCCAUGAGGACAUGAGCCCUCUUGAUAGAGCCCAAGCAGCCAAGAACAAAGGAAACAAAUAUUUUAAAGCAGGAAAAUACGAGCAAGCUAUUCAGUGUUAUACUGAGGCUAUCAGCCUGUGCCCUCCUGAGAAAAACCUUGAUCUUUCUACCUUCUAUCAAAAUAGAGCUGCUGCCUAUGAACAACUGCAAAAGUGGACAGAAGUGGCACAAGACUGCACAAAGGCUGUUGAGCUUAAUCCUAAAUAUGUAAAAGCUCUCUUCAGACGUGCAAAGGCUCAUGAGAAGCUAGACAACAAGAAGGAAUGUUUAGAAGAUGUCACUGCAGUCUGCAUUUUAGAAGCCUUCCAAAACCAGCAAAGUAUGUUACUAGCUGAUAAAGUUCUUAAACUCCUUGGAAAAGAAAAGGCCAAAGAGAAAUACAAGAAUCGUGAGCCUCUGAUGCCCUCACCACAGUUCAUUAAAUCCUACUUCAGUUCUUUCACAGAUGAUAUAAUCUCCCAACCUUUGCUUAAGGGUGAGAAAUCAGAUGAAGAUAAGGAUAAGGAGGGAGAGGCUUCUGAAGUAAAAGAAAACUCUGGCUAUUUAAGAGCAAAACAAUAUAUGGAAGAAGAGAACUAUGACAAAAUUAUCAGUGAAAGCACAAAAGAAAUUGAAGCAAAGGGAAAAUACCUGGCAGAAGCUUUGCUUCUGCGAGCUACGUUCUACUUGCUUAUUGGCAAUGCAAAUGCUGCCAAACCAGACCUAGAUCAGGUCAUCAGCAUGGAAGGUGCAAAUGUGAAGCUCCGAGCUAAUGCUCUGAUCAAACGAGGAAGUAUGUACAUGCAGCAGCAGCAACCUGUGCUGUCCACUCAAGACUUCAACAUGGCUGCUGAUAUUGAUCCUCAGAAUGCAGAUGUUUACCACCAUCGAGGACAGCUGAAAAUCCUGCUUGACCAAAUUGAAGAGGCUGUGGAAGACUUUGAUGAAUGCAUCCGAUUGCGACCCGAUUCUGCCUUGGCUCAAGCACAGAAAUGUUUCGCUUUGUAUCGCCAGGCUUAUACAGGAAGUAAUGCUUUGCCUGUGCAGGUAGCCAUGAAAGGCUUUGAAGAUGUUAUAAAAAAAUUUCCAAAGUGUGCUGAAGGCUAUGCACUCUAUGCUCAGGCACUAACUGAUCAACAGCAGUUUGGCAAGGCUGAUGAAAUGUAUGAUAAAUGCAUUGACCUUGAGCCAGACAAUGCCACUACAUAUGUUCAUAAAGGUUUACUUCAGCUCCAGUGGAAGCAAGAUUUAGACAAAGGGUUAGAACUCAUAAGCAAGGCCAUUGAAAUUGAUAACAAAUGUGAUUUUGCAUAUGAAACCAUGGGAACGAUUGAAGUGCAAAGAGGUAAUCUGGAUAAAGCCAUUGAAAUGUUCAACAAAGCUAUCAACCUGGCCAAAUCUGAAAUGGAGAUGGCCCACCUCUACUCACUCUGUGAUGCUGCCUAUGCCCAGACAGAAGUUGCAAAGAAGUAUGGAUUGAAACCACCGACACUGUAAAGAAACGAGGAGGAAAUGACCUUCUAAAGUGAAGUUGCCCACUUCAACCAGCCCUAAAGACACUGUUGCAGACCAUGUUGAAUGGUGGAACUUAGUUUUUUCCCGUUCGUGGUGUUGUCAUUUGCUACAUCUGUUAAAUGUUUAGGUGUUGUGGGAGCGGUUGUUCAAGGAAGUAUGCAGUGUUGCAUCUUGUUCCUUCUGUGGCAAAAACCUUAACAAGCUGCAGCGGAACAAAAGAAAGAUACUUUGGCCAUGCAAAUAAAAACUUCACGCUGGUUCAUUUUGGGUGAUGAUGUUGUGGGCGAUUUUUGCUUUAUCAAACAAUAUUACAGCAUGUGGGUUUUUUUCUGUUGACUUUAAAAGUAAUACUAGUUCGUGCUGUAAAAUAGGUUUCUUUUUUAUAUGCAAUUAAUCCUCGAGGGUUGAUUUCAAUUUUGCAAAAAGGAAAAAAAUUAUUUUCAAACUGUUUAAUAAUAGAGGUUUUUUUAAGUCACUAGAUGUGGAGCGAAUCCCUGUAAAUAUAUGCAAGCAUGUACAAUCUUCCCUUAAAGCCCCUCCCACCCUCUGCAUAACUUACUUAGGAAUAGUCCUGUGGCAGCUAUUAGGGAAUUAAUUUGAUAGCCCUUAUCCUCACCCCAGAAAGCCCUCGUGUACUGUCUAGGAGAGCUAGUCAGAAGGCUGGGUGGAGAAGGAGGCUGGGUGACCCUGCUUCAGUGCAGGUUUCACUGGAAGAAUGGCUGCGUUCCUGUGCAGCAGUCCAUGCUCGAAUGUCAUGGGAAAUGGGUCUGGAGAAUUCAGAGGGGUGCUAAAGAAUGGAAAGUACUGCUGGGAGUAGAGCUGCUAAGGUAAGGUCAUGCUUGCAUAUAAUCUUUGUAAUCUCUGAGGCUUAAAUGUAACAGCUGAUCAACAGUCUACAUUCUCUUCAGCCUCCUAAGAGACUGCUGGGUUCUGAUCUGCUCCUUGUAGCAACCCCUUUGCAGGACUACUUGAGACAAGGAACAAAGCACAGGCUAAAAUUUCAAGUAAUGGAUUUAGAGUCUGUACUGGUUUCCUUGUUCUUUGGACCCGGUCUUGUCCCAGAUUACAAAUACUGUAAAAAGGAAGCAACUGUUCUGCAAAUAGCAGAUUGUCAAAUUAUUAAAUAGCAGUAUAAACUCUCUUCCCCUAGCUAGGAACUCCAAGGGCUCUUUUGCUUUAGGUUGAUCUUUCCAGUAUGGAAGUCAGUCCACCUUGCCUCUCCCUGCAUUGAUGUGGCUGGAUAUAUCUCAUGCAAAUACUUAACUGAUGUAGCUUAAUUUAUCAUAUACUAAUUUGGGCUUCUUUCCAUCCUGAAAUCAUAGAUUUGCUUGCGUCUAAUGUAUUUCCUCUUUUAAAGAAGUGAAUCAUGCCGUGGUCAAACUGUCUUGCUUCCUAGUUGUGCCACCACACAGCAGCAGCUUGUAUUUUCAACUUGACCUUCCUUUUUCCCAGCAGCUCCAGUGGAGAAUUCCAAUGAUGGAAAACAGAUACAAAGAUUUAAUCAUUCUAUUUUAGCUAGCUCCGUAGGUGAUCCGCAGUCGUAGUGUUGGUGUAGCAUUGAAGGCAUCGGAAGGUGCUCGCAGCCUGUGAGGGCACCGCACGUGCCAAGUUCAGAUGUCUUCUGGAACUUCCGAUCUCUGCAUUACCUGAGAACAAAACCACGCCAGACCCAUGUGUCCUGUUCUCCUGGGGAGUUUUUAUUUGCAUGGCCUUACUUACAUUGGCAUUUUCUCCUCUUCACCCUACCCGUACCCCACUCCUUACCCCACCCAAGUCAAUUAAGGGAAAAAAGCAUGUGCUGUCAGAUACUAGCAUUCCAAACCAUCACAGACUUUUGCCUGUUCUUGAACUAGUUUGAAACUGCACUGAAAGGAUGCAUUGUCUGUAAUUUUUUUUUGUAAAUGAUGUAUCACCUGUAAACUGAAAAAAUAAAUAUUACCUUCAAGUA
This is a messenger RNA of Falco peregrinus (peregrine falcon), 3771 nucleotides long. RefSeq names its product translocase of outer mitochondrial membrane 70 (gene TOMM70). The transcript is spliced from 12 exons. The record is from RefSeq and is a predicted model, not a curated record. Gene Ontology annotation, molecular function: protein binding. Lineage: Eukaryota; Metazoa; Chordata; Aves; Falconiformes; Falconidae. Bases 48 to 1805 code for a protein of 585 amino acids.